AUGGGAGGCUGGUCCUACUGCCGGCGUAUUGGUGACAAGACGCCUGGAUGGUUGCCAGCCGAUCGCAUUGCUGAGCUUGCUCGGCUUGUUGCAGAUCACGAAGUGGGAGAGUCUGAAGGCUUGCUGAAUCUCAAGAGUGGGGACAUGGUCGAGGUCAUCAGCCGGCACUAUAGUGGCUGGGCGCAGUGCUGCUUGUGGACGGGCCCACAGUUACCCGGAACUGUCGAAAGGCAGAUAGGCUGGGUCACGGACGCCUACCUUGAAGACAACCGCUCUGAAGCCAUGCUGGCGUCGAAAUGGCAGCGGUUGGUUCUUCAGGCACUCGAGGAGGUGGUCACCUAUGCUGUGCAACUGGAGACCUACCUCCAACAGGCCAAGCCAGAAGACCGAAGCGCAGAUCCGGAGUGGAUGGAGAAAUGCAUGCAAUUCUGUUUGUACUUGAGUUCUGAGCUUCAACAAAUCACCGAAGCCUUGUCUCAGCACGGCCUUUCACAGAAUGCCACUGGCAAGUACGCAAGCAUCGCGACUGAGGUCAUUGGCAACAGUGAGCAUGAGCUCAGUGCCAGUCAGGGUGCACGAGUGUUUAUUGUUGAUGCGGAAAAUCCGGAUUGGGUAUGGUGCAGAUUAGAGGCUGGACGGGCUGAAGGAUGGCUGCCACGCAAUGUUUUGAUCGUCGAACCUGGUUUGAGCCCCAGGAGUGAUUUGCCGGAGUGGAUCAAGGUGGGAGAGAAAGCACGGUGGUGGUCGAACUCUCAGAAGCAAUUCUGCGACGUGAACAUCAAUGCGGUAGACCACUCCGCGCGACAAGUCACAGCAGCCUGGCUGCAGUUGCUGCCGUGCUCCAAAGGAGUGGCGCGACGUGAAGGAGCCAAAGAGCUUUAUCAGCAGCUUCCAGACUGGGUUCGCCCUGGCAGCGUAGCAUACUGGUGGUCAACAAGCCAACAUCGUGUGCUACCUGUACAGAUCCGGGACGUGUGCUCUAGGACUCGGCAGGUGAAGGUGGCGUUCAUUUGCAACAAGACGGUGAAGAAACUAGUGCAGUUCCAUGAGCUGCUUGAUUCUCCAAAGGAAUGCAUGCUCCAAAAAGACAGAUCUGGGCAUACUUGGCGGAAACCCAGACGGAAAUCUAGAGGAGGUGGCUCCAAAGAAGCAGCAGAGGCUGGCAGCCAAACCGAGCCGUCAGAACCGGAGACAGGGACAAAGGCGCUCGGCGACAUCAUGGCUGAGAUGACGCAGGUUCUACGCGGGUGUGUAUAUUGUAAAUGGGAGACGCCCAACCAAUGGGUUUUGGAUGCUUUUGGUCAAUUUUUCUUCUUCCAGGGGAUCAAACUGGGAGGUCUUCCUAUUUUUAUGCAAAACCACCCCAUGCCGGUGGUGUCUUUUUCCAUUCGCUUGCUCAGUGCCAACGACCAACAGAAGACGCAUGACCAGUCGGGGAUGAGGUAUCAUCGGUAUCACUGCCGCUGCGAGAGUUUAUGGUUUACAUAUCGGUACUGUACUGCGAAGAUUUAG
This is a messenger RNA of Durusdinium trenchii, 1512 nucleotides long. The record is from the annotation of a GenBank genome assembly. Lineage: Eukaryota; Dinophyceae; Suessiales; Symbiodiniaceae.